Molecule: messenger RNA, 930 nt
Organism: Drosophila serrata
Lineage: Eukaryota; Metazoa; Arthropoda; Insecta; Diptera; Drosophilidae
Product: cilia- and flagella-associated protein 299
Source: RefSeq, a predicted model, not a curated record
AAAAAUGAAAAAAAUAAAUACUUUUAGUCAGUUAUAUUCACACUCUCCACAUACACCAUUUUGGUUAAUUUCCAGAAAUCACAAAUAACACAUAAACACUUGGGGCUGAAGUCCAUCCUCUAUCACAAAAAUGGGCACACAGGGCAAGAGCGUGGACUUCAGCGUGUUGGAGUUCGAUACUUACAAUGACUACAUCUUGUCUUUUGGCACGGUCAAGGAUAAUCGGUAUCUGGCCAACCGGGAUACGACAGUGACCAUCGUCCAACUGGGUUACCGCACCACCAAGAUCCCCUACACGCUCGAGGAGUUUCUCAAGCGAGUGGAUAUCGCUCUGGAGGCCAUCAGGCCCAAAACUUCCCUUAUUGGCUUAUUCAGUGAUGCCUUGGCGCCGACGAAUAAGGAUCCAGUGCUUUGGCUUCAAGUCCGCGAGAUGCAUAACCGGAACAAGAUUAUUUCGACAAUCGUCUUCACCUCGUAUAUCAACAAUGAUGGAUCGGAGAUCUCCGGCUAUAUCGACCUGGACAUGAGCUGGCGCAACUGCAUGCUCGAGACUAUAAGGCACACAGAUUGGCGAGCUGUCUUUGCGGGUCGCAGUCGAUUGAAACCCAUGUCACAUAACCUGAGCUACUCGAAUCCCAGGUACAACAUGGUCAAGUACACCGAUAGCGAUAACUUCCUGGUGGUGCAUCAUCAUCGCUUCGGUUUGAUGUUUAUGCAUCGUGGUGACCACAAAAUGAUCACGGUGGGCGGUCAAACUAAUAUGUACACAGGUAACGCCAAGCGAACGAUGAUCUAUUCACCAAAAUAUGGAUACGUGGUCUUUUACGAUCACAUUGUUCGCAAGAAGGUCUAGUUUUAUUUGGUGGUAACAUCCAAAUUACUAGUAUAAUAGAAUGUGUAUUAAGUAAAGAUCAGGAGAAUAGUUUCGAA